AUGAAGAAAAGAAUAUACUCGCUUUUGAUUUUCCAACCCAAUUAAGUAUCACCUAAUGUAUUUAAAAUGGGCGUAGAUUUAUAGACUAUGUUUUUUUGUAUUCCUUUUGACGUCUAAAAAAGUAAAUAUGGGAACUAUAUUAUAUUUAAAGACUUAAAUUAGUUUCUUUUUAAAUAAAUUAAUAGUGACACUACUCUUAAUUUAGAUGUUUUUUCGAAAUAAGAUAAUUUUGAUUUCAAUAUAACUCUAUAUACGACUUCUAAUUAUACCUAAAACUCUAUUAUUAGACAUUUAAAUGUAAAAAUGGAUAUUUAAUAGUAUAAAGUAUUAUCUUUUGAAGUUGAUAAUUAAUGGAUUUUUAUUGGUUAAAAUAAUAGAUUCGCAUAUAUAGAAAUUCCUUAGAAAUCUUUUUAAGGUCCUAUAUAAUCUAUUCAUUUAUUAUAAUAAUAAAUAUACCAAAAAAAUGACUUUUAUGUAAAAGUUAGAUAAAUGAGCCUUUAAUCUAAAUUAAUAUAACAAAAUAAUUAUAAUAAUGUAUAAUUUUUAUAUGGAAUUAAUAUAGACGCCGCAUUUUUCCAAAAAUAAAAUUUGUUCAUUUUUUUAACUUAAAAAUAAUUGAUUUUUGUCAUGCCAAAUAUGAAAACUCAUUCUUUUAAAAUCAAUUUUUUACUAGGAAUAGACUAAGACUUCGAUUUUUCGAAGUGUUCUAUAUUCCAUCAUAAAAACUGUCCUAUAGCAUAUAUACAUUGCAAAUAAUUUCAGAAAAUAUAGGAAAUUUCCUACAAAGUAGUGCCUAAUACAUUCGAAAUAGUUAAUUUUUCUCAAAAAAAUAUCUAUAAUCUACCCACUUAAUAAUUCGGUGAUAUCUAAUAAAUAAUAUUAAAUGAUGAUAUAGACUGUGAGAAUAUAGAAAACAAAUUUUUUAUGCUUUCUAAAUACGAUUCUUAUUAUUAAGAGUCAUUUAUUUCAUAUGCAAGUACUUAAGGAAAUAAUAUAAAAAUUUAAUUAAGAAUAGAUGCCAAAACUAUGGGUAUGAGAUUUCUAAUAGUAUAAAAUAUUUCAGUAAAGUCUUUUUUUUUAGAAGGAAAAAUCCAGUUUAAUUUAAUAGGAAUUAUAUAGGAAAAUUAAGUCAUUUUUUUAAGAAUAAAUUAAUAAAAUCAGAUUUUAUAGAAAAUAUAUGAAUAAAAAAACAAACAAAAAAUAUAGACAAUUGAUUUAUUUAAUAUAGACUAAUAAAAAGACGACAUAUUAAUAAUAAAAUAUAUACUCUAAUAUAUAAAUAGUGAUUCCGUUUUAUUAUAAACUAAAAUUAAUAUAUAAAAUACUAAUAAUACAAUCACAUUUUUAAAUAAAAAAAAAGUCUUGGCAAUAUAUAAACACUAUAAAAUGUGUUCUUAUUAUGUCAAUAAUCCUAUUUUAUAUUUCGAAAAUCAAAAUAAACAUUUCCCUUAGUAUUUAGCUAGGUUUUGUGUUUUUUAAUAAAAGUCUUUAGGGGAAUAUGAGGCAGAUUUUUCAUAUAGUUAUUAACUUGUUUUAUAUUCUUAUUCUAAUAAUUAUAAUUAUUAUGCCCAGUCGAUUAUAUAAUUACCUUACUUUAAUAGAAAGCCUUCUAGAGUGUUUUUUUAUAAAAAAAUAUAAGAAGAAUAAGAAGAAGAAGAUAAGAUAAAUAUACUAAUUACGAGUUAUAUUAAUCUUUUUGUAGAUUAUUAUCUAUAUAAAGAAUAUAAACUUGAAUUUUAUUUCAAAAAACCUUAAAAAUUCGUUAUUUCUAAGAAAAAUAUAGAUAUAUAUGCAGUUAAUAAUCAUUUUUCGAAUACUACGAAAAUAAAUUACUAUUUAAUAGAUUAUUAGGCGGAUAUAAAGCAAUAAAAAUCAAUUUUUAUAUAUUUUUAUUUUACUUUGUGUUUUUUUAUGGCUUUGUUUUACUUUAUACCGAUUUUUGCUUGGAUAUUUAAUAAUUAUAGUGAAUAAAAACAACGAAAAAAAACAGAAAAAGAGAAGAAAAACAAUACAAAAUGCAAUAAAAAAAAUAAAAUAAGGAAAAAAUCAAAAUUAUAAAUAGAUUAAUAAAAGGAAGAAGAUAAAGAAAAGUAAAAAGAAACAAUUUAAAAUAGGUGA
This is a messenger RNA of Ichthyophthirius multifiliis, 2118 nucleotides long. RefSeq lists its product as hypothetical. The record is from RefSeq and is a predicted model, not a curated record. NCBI's taxonomy places the organism in Eukaryota, Ciliophora, Oligohymenophorea, Hymenostomatida. The transcript has 2 exons.